Tympanuchus pallidicinctus (lesser prairie-chicken) is the source of this 4133-nucleotide messenger RNA. It is a transcript of the gene SEPTIN10, whose product is annotated as septin 10. The coding region runs from base 2508 to 3323 and encodes 271 amino acids. Gene Ontology annotation, cellular component: microtubule cytoskeleton; septin ring; cell division site. The transcript has 7 exons. Gene Ontology annotation, molecular function: GTP binding; molecular adaptor activity; GTPase activity. NCBI's taxonomy places the organism in Eukaryota, Metazoa, Chordata, Aves, Galliformes, Phasianidae. Gene Ontology annotation, biological process: cytoskeleton-dependent cytokinesis. The record is from RefSeq and is a predicted model, not a curated record.
CAGCUUAUAAGUCUGCUACCAACUCUUCGUUCCAAAUCUGUGUGAUUGGUUUUAGGAGAUUGUGUUUUGUUUGUUUGUUUUUUAACUUCAGAACCACUCAGUUCAACCAAAAGUUUGCAGUUCAUCACUUAUUUAUUCACAAGUGGGAAGAACACAGACAAACAAUCUCUUAACAUCUUACUGAUUGGAUAGGAUACGCUUCAUGAGUAUUGUAAUGUUUCUAACGAAGUCUGUAGUUUCUAGUUCACUAUCAAGUUUUGAGGCUGCUGGAAAAUUGGUGUAUAGAAAACUUUGCAGCACUGUAAAGAUGUUUGUUAUAAACAGCUGAAGAGGUGAGUGCUGUGAGCUCGUCUAGCCUGACUUUUCUAUGAUGGUCUGUGUUAGUGUUUUAAACUACACAUAUUGUUUAAUUUUGCAACCAUUAAAAUAGUUUCUAGUGAUUAUUUCUUUCUAAAUUCUAAAUUCUUAUGAUUCUUCUUAGAAUGGGUUUGUGUGAAUUGGAAGAAGCUAGAUAUUUGAGCCAUUUUAGGAAAUCUUGUUUGAUAAAAGAAGAGAGGAGAACUCUUCUAUUUUCUGUUAAAAUGUUAAGAAUUUGGAAUGCUGCAGUGUUUGGUUUUAUUGCCUUUUAGUUUGUGUUUUACUGUCAGCAUGUUCUUUUUCCUGUACAUGAGGUGUAAGUGUACUUCUUAACAUGUGGACACCUUCAAAUAUACUUAAAUAUACGUGCCAAAUACCAACCAAUGAUAAUUUUAAGUAUGAAUUUUUUUUUUUUUUUCAUUCUCUCUAGCAUAAUGGAGCAGCAGAUGCUUUGACAUUAAUGUGAGGUGUUACAUUACAAUUGUAAUUUAGAAAAAUAGUCUAUUUUCUAAAUGUGAGGGAAGAAAGUGAUACUUUGCAAAUCAUGGAUAUGAAGGAUGAUCAAAGGGCUGAAUUUGGUGCUAACACACAACAAAACUGUGUGCAUGGAUAAAGAAAAACCUUUAUCCCAGCGGCUUUUUGUUGUUGUUUUAGUUGAACUACUUUAAACUACUUCUUGAAGUUAAACUUCAGUAAGUCUGCACUGCUGUUUGAAAGAAGCAGGCUCAGCUGCUCCUUCACACUGUGCAUGCUUAAGUGCUUUCCUCAGUCAGUUUCCUGGAUGAGGAGACUGAUUUAAACUGAAAACUAAAGAAUUUUACCUACUUAGGAAACUGAAAAGUAAUCUAUCUCCUUGUAGAGCUGUGCAGAUUUUAGUUCUACCUGGAAAGGAGCUGCUGCACACAACGGGAGAAGAUGAAGACUGCUAUUUUAGUUUCAGGUGUUGUCUUUUUAUGUGGGGUUGAAGUGAUUCUGUGUUAACAGCCUAUGAAAUUCAGAAUUGAGCUUUGUGCAGUGGGAGUUGUGAUUUAGGAAGAGGCUGAAAGGAGUUAGCUGGUGCCCAAGUGAGCAGCAGGCAUAGAUGGAAGCACUGCGACUUGGAGCACAUCUGGAUGUUGUCCAGCUCAAUAUAGUUCAAGUCUCCUGUGAGUACAGGUCAGUGCAUACUUUCAAUUAGUGUUGUUCUUGAAUGAAAGUACUGAGAUACUAGUUGUCAAGUAAACCUUAGGAGCUGCAAGUAGAAAUAGAUUGUUUAACAGAUGAAAAAGACUAUUUCUGUUGAUUAUGUAAAGCCAUGGUAGUACUGCUUUAACAUUUUAAUGACAGGUAUGAUUUAACAUUAGUAUUGAUAACUAGACUCAGUUUGCAGUGAUCUUGCUUUUGUUUUGUUGCUUGUCUCCACAGCAAUGUUUCCUUCCUAUUCAUUACCAAUCUCUCCUAGUUAGAUGGGCCUGUAAACCUUUUAUGUUGAGAAGGCAGAGUGAAGGUUAAUUAAAGUCUGAGGAUUCUUCCAUCCAUUUUUAGAGCUGUGCAGUGAAAAUCUAGCUCAGUAUACCUCAGCUAAUUUAGCAGAAGCUUUGGAUUUCUACUAGCUGUAUCAGGUUGUUUAUACAAUCCUAAGUUAUAUCAGUCAUCAAAAUAAUAUAUGUAGCAUUUUGAUUUAACCACAGGUAUGCUUAGGCUGCACGUGCUACAUUAUUAAGGAAUAUCACCAGUUAAUCUUAGAAGUCAUACUUUAAUGUUAGUAUGAGGAAACUGGGGAGGGAGGAGCCCUAGAGGCAGAAAGACAAAGUGAAUGAGGGUAAGAAACUUCUAGCUUAAAGAAUAAAGUGGUUUGUUUUAAUGAUAGUGAUUUUGAGAGAGUUUUUUUUUUUUUCUGAAAUUGUAACACCAUGUGUUUUAUCUAGAAUUAGGGGACUGCACAAAAUUCACUUCCCUGAAAUACUUCUGAAAUAUUGAUGUGCUAGGCAUUACAUAUAUCUGCUUUGCAAGCACUUGUUAGCACAGUUAUCUUUCUAGGGAGGUUGUUUAUUUGACUCAAUGCUUAGUAUUACUUUUUCCUGCCCUCCUGACACAGGUCAGUGUUGUCUUGAAGUCUUUUGCUGUCUUUGCAGUGUCGGAAAAAUUACUGAAUGGAGUCUUGAAAGUUCAUGCUAUGGAAAUUCCAUUCAGGCAGAAUAGUCAGAACAAUACAAAAUGGGGUGAACAUUAUACCACUUAUAGGCAAAGCAGACAGCAUUUCUAAAACAGAACUGCAGCAAUUCAAGAGGAAACUCAUUGCUGAAUUAGUUAGCAAUGGUAUCCAGAUAUACCAGUUUCCAACUGAUGAUGAAGCUGUUUCUCAAAUUAAUACUAUCAUGAAUGGGCAUUUACCUUUUGCUGUAGUGGGAAGUACAGAAGUGGUGAAAAUUGGAAACAAAGUGGUGAAAGCUCGUCAGUACCCUUGGGGCAUUGUACAAGUGGAAAAUGAGAACCACUGUGACUUUGUGAAGCUCCGUGAGAUGCUUAUUUGCACAAAUAUGGAAGAUUUAGUAGAGCAGACUCACACACGCCAUUAUGAGCUGUACAGGAGCUGCAGACUGCAGGAGAUGGGCUUCAGAGACACUGACCCUGAGAACAAGCCAGUAAGUCUGCAGGAAGCCUAUGAGGCAAAGAGGCGCAAGUUCUACCUUGAGCUGCAACGAAGAGAGGAGGAGAUGAGGCAGAAGUUUGUGCAGAGAGUGAAGGAGAAAGAAGCAGUAUUGAAAGAAGCAGAGCAACGAAUACAGGCUAAGUUUGAACAUCUUAUGCUAGUGCAUCAAGAGGAGAAACUGAAAUUAGAGAAGAAGAGAAAAGCUUUAGAGGAAGAAAUCGCUCUGUUUAACAUGAAGAAAGCUAAUGCUGAAUUACUCCAAACACAGCCAAUGGUCUCUACUCCUGUUAGCUUGAAGAGAGACAAGGACCGCAAAAAUUCCAGCUUUACGUAAUACCAAUGAUGGAAGAAUGAUAAUUUAUUUUGGGGAAGCCGUGAUGCACAGUAUGGUUUUGGAGGUCAAGGAGUUGCAGUUUCUUUCUAAAGGAAUUGGACAGUCUCUCUUGGUUGCUGCAGGCUACGAGAGAGUUCUUAAGUUUGAGCAGCACGCACAUGUGUGACAAUGGCAGCUGUCUGUGGACUUUCUUGUAUGCGUCUGCCUUGAUGCACACUUGCUUCAUGUACGUGUGGCCAGCUUUGAUUUGUUUUGUGUGCAUUGUACCAAAGAAAAGAUGCGUGCUAUGAACUCUUCCAUUCAUAGUAUGAAUGCCUUAGUACGAAAGUAUUGAGUGAAUAGAUCUACUCUGGCCUUUCUAAAGAGUUAUUUUCAUGUGACGUACUAGUCUACUAAAUAUUACUUAAUACAAGUGCUGACAUAAUGUAACCAUUUACUUAUUUUGCUGACAGUUGUUUAUUUAUAGGCUUUUAUUUACAAGUGCUGUCCUCAUUCUCAGAUGCAAUCCAUUGAGAUAUUUUGCAAUGCUGCACUGUUGCAUGAUACUUUAUCUAAUGUUACUUACAAUUUGGAAAGUACCCACAAUUUCUUGUUGUGGUGUCUGGUUACAGCAGAGAUUAAACUUUACACUGUUAGCUUCAAGAGCUUUGGGUUAAAACAACUUUCAAACUUCUUUUUUGUCUUUUGAGUAGUCAUAGUAACAAAUGGGAAACAUUCUCCAGGAGCUGCAGUCCUCUGAAAUGGUUUUGUAGGACUUUUUAAAAAUGAAAUACUAAGUUGACAGAAAUAAAAUACUUUGGUUUUGCAUAA